Limulus polyphemus (Atlantic horseshoe crab) is the source of this 5653-nucleotide messenger RNA. Its product is annotated as protein SPT2 homolog. Gene Ontology annotation, biological process: nucleosome assembly; regulation of DNA-templated transcription. Gene Ontology annotation, molecular function: DNA binding; histone binding. The record is from RefSeq and is a predicted model, not a curated record. The transcript is spliced from 6 exons. NCBI's taxonomy places the organism in Eukaryota, Metazoa, Arthropoda, Merostomata, Xiphosura, Limulidae. Bases 123 to 1799 code for a protein of 558 amino acids. Gene Ontology annotation, cellular component: nucleolus.
AAUGUAUUUGGCGUAAAAACAUUAAAAGAGAUAGGGUUAAUCUGGGUUGAAGUUUUUUUCUGAUAUUGUUAAAUUUGUCUUAUACAUUUUGUUGCUACACGUUCAGGGAGCUUUACGAUACUAUGGAUUUCAGUUAUCUUAUGGAAAUUGCACAGAAGAAUGAAGAGAUAGCCAAAGAGAGCAGUCAAGUAAAACGGUAUUCUACAGAAAUUAGGCCUCUAAAAAAGCAGCCAAAAAGCCUAGUUCAGUCAACAGCUGUUAAAAAAUGGCUUCAGCGCAAAGAAGUAGAGGAACAACAAAAACUCGUUGAAGCUCAGAAAAAGAAGGAACAUUUGUUGUCUUUAAGAGCUCAAAAUUCAAAAAACAACAAGAAAGCAAAAAUAAUGGCAUCAAGAACAAAAGACAAUGACUUUAGUAGAAUUAAGUUAACUGAAGAUGAGGUUGAAGCUAAAGUAAAAAGGGAAAGAGAAUUGCAACAACAAAUGCUAACUGACAAAGUUGAAAGGAUGAAGUUAAGAAUAUCUUUGGAAGAACGGGAUAAUCAAGCUCCAAGAAAACGAAAACGAAAGUCCAAAAAUCCAGAAUUAGAUGAUAUUGAGGAUCCAUCAUCACUCCCUUUGGAUAUUGAUGAUAACGGAAAAAAAAGCAAGAAAUCUUGUCUCAAAGAGAGACGGCCAGAAAUUGAAUAUAAGUUUAAUGGUGGAUCAGAACCAGUUCCUGCAGGAGCCAAACCAUUAAGAAAAUCAGAGGUAUCAACUAAUAAGCCAAAACCUAGGCCAUUUCCAGCACCAGCUAUUAACUUUCAUGAUCUCUUGAAAAUAGCUUCUCAAAAACAACAUGAGCCCAUUCAGAUCCUACAUCCUAUAACAAAGAAAGAAGAUAGGCCUAUGACACGUGCUGAAAAGGAAGAAGAAAUGAGAAAGAAAGGAUAUACAUUACCACCUUCCUCAUCCAGGCAAGUGAAAAAGAAAAGAGGUCAAGCACAAAAUCAGGUAACUGAUUAUGCAAAUGAUACAGAAGAUUAUGCUGAAAGUGAUGUACCUGUUAAUCAGCAUGACGAAUUUAGUUCAAACAUGGAUAGAAAUUAUUACCAGUCAGAAACAGAACUUCCUUCUCAAACUGGUAAAUGUAGAAACAUUGUUGGAAGAGAGAGGCAAAAUCUUCCAGAUAGAAUACACUGUGUAAAAGAAAAUUCUAAAUCUAGUGAGAAGCAGACAAUAGCAGGAUAUAGGUUACAACCUUAUGAAGAAAAUUAUAGACACAAGUGGAGACCCUCUGAAACUGGUAGGAAUGGAGAUCCUACAAACAACAGAGCAGAUUCUCUGCUUCCAGGGUUGAAGAAAACUCUGAACUUGCAAGCUGAUAGACAACAUCAGCAAAGUUCAGGUCAUCUGAAAAACAAGCCCAGUAAUUCUAAUUUCAGUAGAAAACCAAACUCUAGUCAUAGAGAUCCUCGAGGAGAUCUUACCCACCAUGCAGCCCCAUCAAGAAAUCCAAUAAGUCAACAAAUUGAAAGUGAUGAUGAAGAUCAAGACUUGUCUGAUUUUAUUGAUGAUGACCCUCAAGAAGAUGAAGGAGAUUACUCUAGUAUCAUCAGAAAAAUGUUUGGAUACAACAAGCAGAAAUAUGCACAUAUGGAUGAUGAUGAUGAUGAUAUGGAAGCAAGCUAUGUGGACAUAAUGAAAGAAGAAAAAAGAAGUGCCAAAAUUGGUAUGAUGGAAGAUUUGGAAGACAUUAGGAGAGAAGAAGAAGAAAGAAAAAAAAUGUUGUUGAAAAAAAAGUUACAAAAACAAAAAUAGUCUCAUAAAGCUUUUAUAAAUAUGUAUGAAAUAUAUCUCUUUAAAAAAUAAAUCUUGCAGUGAAUGAUUAGUUCUGAAAGUUAAUACUCUGUGUUUUUUAAUAGGGAAUUUAAAUAUUAAAUGUUACCCAGUGAACUAAACAUAGCAGUAGUUUGUUUUAGUGUUCCAGAAGAGCUGUUUUUUCAUCUUCCUGAACAAUUUCUUGUACAAAAACUGCAUUGGAAUACCUAGUUUAAAGAAAGAGCUUUAGCAAAAGAUUUUGCUAAAGCUUGUUUUAUUUGUGCUUGGUUUGAAAUUUACAGAAGUACGAUUAAGUAGUUAAUAAUAUGUUUUGUGUUUUUAUAAUAUAUGUGCCUUAAAUUAAUGAACCAAAACUUCUUCAUGUAGAAUAAUUUAUAACUGUCACUUAGUUACGUUUGAAGAAGAGUCUCAAAAGCUGGAAUUUAAAGCCUGAUUUAUAUGUUUAAAAGUUUGUUUGAAUUAUAGUUUAGGCCCCAUAAACACAAGCCUGAACAUUUUCUCUUGAACAAACGACCUAAAAAAAUUAAGAUUAUACAUUGAUAAUUAGUAUUUUUUCCCUGUUGGAUUAUAUGCAUGUUAACAAUCUUUUUUGCCUUUGGUACACAGUUUUUAUACUUAUUCUGGGACCAAUAAUUUUUUUUAUGCUUUAGAUUGAAUUUGUUUGCAUACUGAAGGUUUAUUACAACAAAUGAUGUUAAAAAAAAUCAGAAAAUAUGUCUUUUUUUUUUUAUACUGUCCAUUUAAAUAUUUACAGAGGACUAAUGUUAACUUUUGGUUAAAUAUUAUAAUCAUGAAUAUGACCACCAAAAUACUGAGACUUUCUGGCAUUACAAUUGUAGUUAUAAAUUUUUAGUUAAUUUAGCAAAUGACUUCUAUAAAUUUCUAAAGCAUAAGGAACUCAGGCUUGCAACAUGGUAUAUCAAACAAAAGAUAAAGACAGUAGUUUAAAAAGGAAAGUUUCCAGGAUGUUCGGGUUAUGUUGCUGUGUUCCUUCACUUUGCCCUGUAUAAACCAUGAUGAAAGAUUUAACACAAAGGAUCACCAAGUAAAAGGCAAGUAGAUUUCACAAGACCCAGGAACUUUAGCACUUUUCAAAUAGUUGACUGUGCUUCUUCAGGAUUAAAGAAAUGAGAAAGAGUAAUAAUAACUGUUCGAAGCUGUUCAUGUUUUAAAUUGUAAAGUGUGAGAUGAACCCUGUUAUUGUGCGAUUGGCCUUGUCAGCACUAGAUAUAGUAGUUAUAGUGUGGUUUACAUAUUAUAACAUAUAUUAGUUUACUUUCACUCAUGGGUUUUUUAAAUAUUUGAGAUGAGUAAAUACUGAAAGUUAUUUGUGAAACAACUUUAUGUGCCCAUGAAGUAUAAUGUGUACAUAGUAUAAAAGUGAAUUGAUAUUUAGAUGUGGUAUGGCUUAUCUUACAAAGCAUAACAUUUAGUAGUAGUUUGUGUUGUAUAGCAUCAUAACAAACUGAUAAUAAUUUAAACCACAUCAGUCUUUAAUGGCCCAAUACACGUUUUCAGUGAGAAAAGUGUAUAAUAGUAUCUUAAAUAUAUCAGUAAAGAAUGAUGUGAUUUAAAUUAUGAUCAGUUUUAUUGUGACACUAUGUCACACAUGUAUUACUGCUAAAUUACUUGAUAAGUAUUGUUAAAAAACAGUAGAGUAAUUGGAUCAGUGUUAAAUAUUAGAAGGGAAGUAUUAAUGAUAUAAUGGUUUAAAACACAGAAUUGUAUGUAAAACAAAAUGAUUUGCUGGAUGAGAAUGACAAAAUACUAACUGAGGUUUUGGACCUUGCAGUAAAUACCAAAAUAAAUAAGACCUUGUAAUAGAUUCAUAUUUCGAAAAAUUGUAAUUUAAGAAUAAUAAAAUAGAACAGGGCCCAUAAUGUUUCGUAAUCUUCAAAAUUCCAUAUUCAGUAAUCUAGAUGUACAAAACAAACAAAAUGGUAGUUACAACAGAAAUAUGAUAUAAUUUGUAAUACAUAAGUAAACAAUUUGAUUACAAGAAGUAGAACAAGAGAAAAAAAUGAAAAGUGUGCAGUGAAAAUGAAUUACUUGAAUGAAAAUAGAUUUAAAUCAACUGAAGAAUAUAUAUAUUAGAGAUGAAAGAAGAGUUUUAAUGUAUAAUGUUUUUAUUAUAAAUUCAGUAUCAUGAUUGGCUGUUGAGAGAAUUUUAAAGUUGGAGAGAGCAAUGGGAUGAGGUGUUUCUGUAUUGUGUUGGUAGACAGUGGAGUUGGGAGGGGUUGUAACUUUUCUCUCUAAAUAAUACACAUUAUUCAUUUGAUUUGAAUCUAUUUUAAUUUAACUAUUUCAUUUGCACUACAUACUUUUCAUUUUCUCUUGUUCUACUUUUUGUAUUCAAAUUGUUUACUUAUUGCAAAUUAUAUCAUAUUUCUGUUGUAAUUCCCAUUGUGUUUGUUUUGUACAUCUAGAUUACUGAAGAUGGAAUUUUGAAGAUUCUAAAACACGUUUUAACAAAUGCUUCAUAUUAUUACGUUUGUGUUUUACAUUAUUAUUAAAUAAGACCUUAUUCACACUGAUAGUAUCUUUAUUUGUCAUGACUACCCUUUAGUUUGUAAUAUUUCAGAGAAAUGUUAUUUUUUUAGUACUUUGUUUUGUUUGUACAUGUUUGAUAUUUCUUUGUUUAUGAGUAUAAAACUUUAAAUUCUGUAUGUAUCUUAAAGUUAUAUGAAAGGAAUCAACUAGUAUAAUUAUGUGCAAAAAUAUUUUUUUCAUGCCUUUCUGUUUGAUUUUUUCUUGCAUUUUAUCAUAAGGAUUUGCAAAAGUGUAUGUAUAUCUUUCAUUGUAACAUUGUAGACAGUCCAUCAAAAAAAAAAGAUACUAAAAAAUCAGUAGAUUAGACCAUUUUUACAAGCGAUAGAUGGUACUUGCUGUAAAUCCACAUUAAAUGCAAUGGACCUUAUCUCUUUAUUGAAAUAGCUUUCUAAAAAUUCAUCGCAACUGUUUUUCAAACUGCAGAAAUAAUGUUCUAUACAGAGAAUUCUUGUCCCAAUGAUUCUGAAAUUUGAAGUGUCUACAAUAAACAUAUUAAAAAGUGUAAUCUCUUACAUUAUCAGGUUUCAAAAUAGAAAAUAUCAAAGGGAGUCUUCAGAAUUGGAUGUUUUUAAAUAUUGAUAUAUUCCUCAUCUUUAGUUAUAAAAAUUAUAUUUUUGCUUUUAAUCAGGAAUUAUUGUAAUUCUAUGAUAUGAAUAUUUACAUGCAAGUCCCAAGUAAAUGAAUUUGGAAAAUUAAGAUCAAGUAAAUGGUACACAGUGUAAACUAUCAUAUCACUAGUUUCAAUACACACUAGUACUUUUAUUUUGUUCAAUGUUGUUAUUUUUUUAAUUUAUAGAAAUAAUUCAAGUAAAUUAUAUACAGUUAGCUUAAAAGUUGUGACCAUUGUUGUUUUUUAAAGAUACUGAAUUGACAGUUGUAUCUACAGGUUUCAUAACCUUCCUUCAUUGUAAGAUUUUUCUGAGAUUUUGGACUCCUAUCUUGAAGGAAAAAUUUAAUUUGUAGCGAUUUAGUUUAACAACACCAGAGAAAUAUUUUAUUUUUUUCAGGUGUGCCAGUUUGCUAAAAAUCAAAAGGUAUAUUUAAAAAAUUAAAACUGCAUAUUGUUUAUCAUUCAUGUCCAUCACUUGCUGUAGUUUUACUGCUCAGACUUUCUUUUGAUGAUAUUAAAAAGCACAUCUGGUAUCUUUUAGCAUUAGUAACACCAGAUAUGAUGUUGUAGACCAAAAGGAAAUCAAAACCAGCAACUUAACUCUGUACUACAACUUUUAAGUUCUAUAAACCAAUUAAAUAAAGCAUAUUUAGUUUCUACGUUAGAAUAAUAA